AUGGCCGAGGCCACACUCGUGAUGCCGCAUCUAUCGACUCCCCAUAAGCCGCAUAAGAAAGUCGACGAGUAUACUGCCUCUUUCUGGAUUGGGCUCGAUGGCGUUCUGUCAUCUAAUAUUGUCCGAGGCCUUUGGCAAGCUGGAGUUAUAAUGUCGGUGUGGCCAAACGGGACGGCCAAGUAUACAGGCUUUCACGAAUGGAUUCCCGAUAGUCCCAUUGACGUCAGUUCGUCCAAGCUAGCCAUAUCAGAGGGCGACCACAUCCACGUAAUUCUCAAAACAACCAACAACGGAUACCAUGGCAGCACCACUCUUAUAAACUUAAAUACGAGCCAGACAUACACACAUGAUCAAGAUGCCGCGAACCUAUGGCACGGCCCCACUUUUCCGUCCCAAGGUGCAACCGCAGAAUGGAUCGUUGAAGCAGGAACAUAUCUGAACACGACGCAAUACGUCCUUCCAAACUGGGGAACUGCUUCGUUCCUGAAUGCGCGAGCCUGUAACGAGAAAGGUAAAUGUUCACUUCCUGGAGAUGGGAACAAGCAUCAGGGGCAGAUCACCGCCGUGCUGUGGAAUGAUACCAAGACACUCUACACACAAUCGUGUAUCAAGGGGGACCAUGUCUCAGUUAAAUACAUAGAGAAGCAGCAGCCUUCUAAAGCGAAGGCCUGA
Molecule: messenger RNA, 672 nt
Organism: Fusarium mangiferae
Lineage: Eukaryota; Fungi; Ascomycota; Sordariomycetes; Hypocreales; Nectriaceae
Exons: 3
Coding region: 1-672 (223 amino acids)
Biological process (GO): proteolysis
Molecular function (GO): glutamic-type endopeptidase activity
Source: RefSeq, a predicted model, not a curated record